CGCUGUGGAGUCUCGGUUGUCCUGGUAACGCGUAAACGGUAUUCGGGAAUGGCGAGUUUACUGGGAGAAACUCUGUUUGAGACCAGUGGACAAGGUCCUGCACCUAUGAAGGACUAUUUCCACUUUGCAAUAACAAAAUCUCAGAUAAUUUGGAGCUGGUGGAAGAUAUCUUUGAGAUCAGACUGCAGGAACACACCACCAGGACAACUGAGAGAAUCACAUGAAGACUUCUUAGAAGACAGUCGUCUGCAAAAUCAAGUGGCCGUGGUAUUUGGUCCUCACAUCUUGCAGUACUCCAAAAAUUUAUGCCAGGGCCAUUAUGAUUACAUUGUCCAUCUCCCCAAUGCUUUACUUUUCAACAUCAUGGCACAUCUGGACCUUGAAGACAUUUCAGUCGUUUCACGCACCUGCCGUAGGUUUAGAGAGCUUUGUAACUCUGAGGAGUUCUGGGAGCAGACAGUGAGGAAGCAUUGUGACACUGUGACACCAACAGUGGAGGAUUUAGCUGAGGAGGUUGGCUGGAGGACAAUUUUCUUCACCAACAAGCUGCAGCUGCAGAUGCAGAUUAGUCGCCGGAAGCAGAAGGAGAAUCAGCCCUGUGAGGAUAAAAAUGAGCCAAGUUCCUCUUCAGUACCUUUGGAAUAAAUGUUUGAAGACUGUUUACAAAGCCUUUUUUA
Molecule: messenger RNA, 677 nt
Organism: Sinocyclocheilus anshuiensis
Lineage: Eukaryota; Metazoa; Chordata; Actinopteri; Cypriniformes; Cyprinidae
Product: F-box only protein 36-like
Exons: 4
Coding region: 49-645 (198 amino acids)
Molecular function (GO): protein binding
Source: RefSeq, a predicted model, not a curated record